AUGGUCCUCAAACCCCUUGAUACUGUAGAGUUUACUGAUGCGAGCCACUCGCCAGUGCUCCAUCGAGAUCUACGGGGUCAAUUUGCACGCAUUGUUGGCGGUGAAGGUCAUCACUAUGUGGUAGAAGGCGGCAGGAAACUUUUUGACGCCUCUGGAGGCGCUGCCGUCGCUUGUAUCGGCCAUGGUGACAAGAGAGUGGCAGACGCCAUGGUGAGGCAGAUCAACAGCAUCGCAUAUAGCCCUUCGACAUUCUUCACAACCCCCACCUGCGAGAAACUGUGCCAGUUUCUCGUCGAUUCGACCGGCGGCCAGAUGUCACGAGCUUACCUAGUCAGCAGUGGAUCCGAGGCUAUGGAGGCAGCAAUGAAGCUCGCAAGGCAGUUCUUCCUGGAGAAGGAUACGCCAGAACCCCAGAGGCAUCUAUUUAUCGCUCGAGAAAGGUCUUACCAUGGAACAACUCUCGGCGCACUCUCUAUGGGCGGUCACGUUUCUCGCCGAGCCAAAUUUACGCCGAUGCUCCUCGACAAUAUCGUUUCUCAUGUGUCCCCAUGUUACGAGUACAGGGGCAAAGCGCCUGCGGAAUCAGAUGACUCAUAUGUUACCCGUCUUGCCCAGGAGCUUGACGAUGAGUUUACCCGGGCUCUGGGUUGUGUCCCAUCCGUGAGCGGCUAUUUCCAGGCUGUCAAGGCAGUUUGCGAUCGACAUGGUGCCCUUCUUAUUAUGGAUGAGGUCAUGAGCGGCAUGGGCCGCUCUGGGACUCUUCAUGCUUGGGAAGGUGAAGGGGUUGUACCCGAUAUCCAGACUAUUGGCAAGGGUCUAGCCGGGGGUUACCAACCGAUUGCCGGCGUCCUAGUCAACAAGGGAGUAGCUGAUGUGUUGGAGAGAGGUUCCAGUUGUUUCGUUCAUGGGCACACAUAUCAAGGUCACCCUAUUGCGUGCGCGGCAGCACUCGAAGUACAGCAUAUCAUUGAGUCAGAUGGUCUACUAGCCAACGUACGAGCCAUGGGUCAGUUGCUUUCAGAGCUCUUGAGGGAGCGCCUCAGAGACGAACCUUACGUGGGCGACAUCCGCGGCAAGGGACUCUUUUGGGGCAUCGAGUUCGUGCGGGAUAAGGUGAGCAAGGAACCUUGGCCCAGAGAAGCACAGGUGGCAACGGAGAUGAGCGAUCUUGGGCGCACCGAGGAAUACGGCAUUGUGGUUUACCCUGGUGCGGGAAGCAUGGACGGCGUUCUAGGUGAUCACAUCAUUGUGGCGCCGCCGUAUACUGUGACAAGGAACGACGUUGAGUUCAUUGCCGAGACGGUGGUGAAGCUAAUUAAGGGAUAUUUCGCAAGACUGGAGCAAUCUGGGUCAGCUAUUUGA
Molecule: messenger RNA, 1362 nt
Organism: Colletotrichum fioriniae
Lineage: Eukaryota; Fungi; Ascomycota; Sordariomycetes; Glomerellales; Glomerellaceae
Cellular component (GO): cytosol
Molecular function (GO): transaminase activity; pyridoxal phosphate binding
Source: RefSeq, a predicted model, not a curated record